Messenger RNA from Pyricularia pennisetigena, 1233 nucleotides. RefSeq lists its product as uncharacterized. NCBI's taxonomy places the organism in Eukaryota, Fungi, Ascomycota, Sordariomycetes, Magnaporthales, Pyriculariaceae. The record is from RefSeq and is a predicted model, not a curated record. The annotation marks the transcript as partial. Gene Ontology annotation, molecular function: pyridoxal phosphate binding. Gene Ontology annotation, biological process: biosynthetic process. The transcript is spliced from 2 exons.
CCAACCCAUCCCGCCAAGACGAACGCAAAGAUGGUGCGAAUCGAGCCCUUUCAUGUUGAGCAGUGGAUGGACAAGCACGAAACAAAGCAUAAUGUCCUCAACGUGAGCGAAACAUGUGUGGCAUCACAGUCUAUCGACGACUUGCUUCAAUUGUCAGAUAGCAAGUCUUCGGUAGCUUCAGUCUUUUCGACUUCCAAAAAGCUCACAUAUGGUGCGAUCCUUGGUUCCGAGUCUCUACGCAGCUCAGUCGCGGGGCUAUACAACACGGAGGCGGAAAUUCAACUGUCCCCUGACAACGUUUUGAUAACACCUGGCGCUAUUUUUGCCAACUUUCUCCUCUACUACACGCUUAUCGGGCCAGGGGAUCAUGUUGUCUGCGUCUAUCCCACCUACCAGCAGCUUUACUCUGUUCCCCAGAGCCUUGGGGCAGAGGUUUCGCUAUGGAGGUUGUCUAAGGAGAAUUGCUACGCUCCCAACAUGGAAGAGCUGGCUGACCUGGUUAGGACCAAUACCAAGAUGAUUGUCAUUAACAAUCCCAACAACCCAACGGGUGCCCCAAUCCCAAGAGAGACCUUGGAGCAGAUUGUUCAGUAUGCGCGCAGUCGAAACAUAAUUGUGUUUUCAGAUGAGGUUUACCGGCCAUUGUUCCACAGCCUUGAACAAAACAUCAAACCACCGCCUUCGAUCCUGGCUAUGAACUAUGACAAAGCCAUCACUACAGGGUCCAUGUCCAAGGCCUGGUCACUCGCCGGCGUGCGUGUGGGAUGGGUUGCCUGUCGUGACAAGAGCAUCGUCGACGCCAUGGCUGCUGCGCGCGAUUACACAACAAUCAGCGUAUCGCAGCUCGAUGAUCAGCUCGCGACCUUUGCCCUGUCCGAUUCAGUGAGACCGGGGCUGCUGGACAGGAACAUGAGGCUGGCGCAUAGGAACCUCUGUUUGCUUGAGGACUUUGUCGAGAGGCAUGUUAAUGUCUGUUCUUGGGUCAAACCUCAGGCUGGCACAACUGCGUUUAUCCAAUUCUUCAACCAGGGCAAUCCGGUCGAUGACGAAAAGUUUUGCCUUGAUGUCAUCGACACCAUCAAUGUUAUGUUGGUUCCGGGAUCGAAAUGCUUUGGAAACCGUGGUGAUGGUGAUUUCAAAGGCUUCGUUCGCUUGGGCUACGCCUGUGAUACUGCUGUUCUUGACGAGGCGCUGAAGAGGCUAGGGGGCUAUAUUGAGCACAAUUUGAGCUAG